This is a messenger RNA of Guyanagaster necrorhizus, 948 nucleotides long. RefSeq names its product PLC-like phosphodiesterase. The transcript is spliced from 10 exons. The record is from RefSeq and is a predicted model, not a curated record. Gene Ontology annotation, biological process: lipid metabolic process. Bases 1 to 948 code for a protein of 315 amino acids. NCBI's taxonomy places the organism in Eukaryota, Fungi, Basidiomycota, Agaricomycetes, Agaricales, Physalacriaceae. Gene Ontology annotation, molecular function: phosphoric diester hydrolase activity.
AUGACCCAGCCAAGAGCCCUUCCAGAAUGUUGGGGACACCGAGGAGCUUCAGCAGCGUUCCCUGAAAAUACACUCGCAAGCUUCGAAGCUGCCAUCCGGGAUGGGGCUGAAGGCAUCGAGAGCGACGUUCACGUAUCGUUGGAUAACGUCGUUAUAAUGUUCCAUGAUCCGGAGCUACAGCGGACGACGAACUCGAUAGGCAAGAUAAAAGAGCGUCGAUGGUAUGGUCAAGACGGAAUGGAACAUGUCCGGACAAAGAAGACACCCGUACAAUCUAUCCCCACCUUUGCAGAGACCGUGGCAUUGCUUAUGAAGCCAGAGAAUUCGCACGUCAAGUUCAAUGUCGAUGUGAAGCCUCAGAACGAUCCCGAGCGAUUGUUCAAGCUGAUGAAUGAAACUAUCUCGUCUCAGCCUGACUGGGAGGUCAACCUAGCUCCAAGAAUUCUCUUGGGACUUUGGCAUCCGCGAUUUUUGGGACAUGCCAAGUCAAUCCUGCCGUAUUGCAGGCGAUCGCACAUCGGAGAGAGCUUGUAUCUGUCUCGCACGUACUUCUGGGACGAUUGUGAAGUCUUUUCGGUUAGAUUUGGUGUGCUCACGUCGGCCGAUGGUCAGAAGUUCAGAGAAGAGUGCAAGAUGGCGAACAAGAAGAUCAUGGUGUGGACCGUCAACAAUCCCGAGCACAUGAUGGAGGCGGUCAGAUGGGGUGUAGCUUCGAUCCUUACCGAUGUGACUAAAACGUGGCUUGACCUCCGUGCUAGUCUGCAAGUGGAUUAUGAUAAGAUCGGAGCCCAGUAUGGGCGUGGUUUCUUGUGGACGACCCCGUAUUACUACACGCCCUUCCUCAAGUUCCUGGGAUUUGCAUCGCAGAAGAGAUUAGAGGUGCUUGCGGGACCAUUUGAUCAGUUCCUGAUGCCUACCGCUCCCACCGCUAUCAAAGGGGCGGCGUAA